AUGCGUCAGAUAUUCUUUUUUCUUGCCAUUAUUGUCUCAGCAAUUUUGAGUUUUGCGGGACUCAUUGUAAAUCUCUUUAUUGCAGUGGUCAGUUUUCGGACUUGGCUCAAAAGCCCCAGAAUCUCCUCUUCAAAUAGGAUCCUCUUCAGCUUGGGCGUCACCAGAUUUCUUACGCUGGGACUGUUUCUACUCAACAUCAGUUACUUCUUCAUCUCUCCAAAUGUGGAAAGGUCAGUGCACUUAUCUACUUUUUUCCUGUUGUGUUGGAUGUUUUUGGACUCAAAUAGUCUCUGGCUUGUCACCUUGCUCAAUGCCUUGUACUGUGUGAAGAUUACGGACAUGCAACACGCGGUAUUUCUCCUGCUGAAACGAAAUCUCUCCCCAAAGAUCCCCAGGCUCGUGCUAGCCUGUGCGCUGAUUUCUGCCUUCACCACUCUCCUGUGUGUGGCGCUCAGACAAAUAUCGUGCUUUCCCGAAUUUGUGCCUGGGAGGAAUGGUACAGGAUGUGACAUCAACGAGGGCGUCUUGUCUUUGGUGAUCUCUUUGGUCUUGCGCUCGUUUGUCCAGUUCAUCAUUAAUGUGACUUCUGCUUCCUUGUUAAUUCAUUCCUUGAGGAGACAUAUACAGAAGAUGCAGAAAAACACCACUCUUUUUUGGACUCCCCAGACUGAAGCUCACCUGGGCGCUAUGAAGCUCAUGAUCUGUUUCCUCAUCUUGUACAUUCCCUACUCGCUUGCUUCUCUGCUACAUUAUUUCUCCUUUGUCAGGAUGGAUUUGGGAGCCAGAUCCAUCUGCAUGGUAAUUUCCACCAUUUACCCUCCAGGACAUUCUGUUCUCAUUAUUCUCACACAUCCUAAACUGAGAACAAAAGCAAAGGCGAUUCUUUGUUUCAACAAGGAGUAG
This is a messenger RNA of Neogale vison (American mink), 903 nucleotides long. It is a transcript of the gene TAS2R4, whose product is annotated as taste 2 receptor member 4. The transcript has a single exon. Gene Ontology annotation, biological process: G protein-coupled receptor signaling pathway; detection of chemical stimulus involved in sensory perception of bitter taste; sensory perception of taste. NCBI's taxonomy places the organism in Eukaryota, Metazoa, Chordata, Mammalia, Carnivora, Mustelidae. The record is from RefSeq and is a predicted model, not a curated record. The coding region runs from base 1 to 903 and encodes 300 amino acids. Gene Ontology annotation, molecular function: bitter taste receptor activity; G protein-coupled receptor activity. Gene Ontology annotation, cellular component: membrane.